AUGAUGGAAUCCUCUCAAAAGAAGACAAAAAUCACCGAAACUUUGCCUGACGACCUUGUGGACCACAUCAUGUCGGUAUGUCUCCCUAUUCAAUAUGUUUUACGAAAUCGUUCUGUGUCCAAGAAGUUUAAAGACACAGAGAUCCGGUCCCGCGGCCUUGAUUUCAGCAAAAUAUACUCUGUAAGAUGCGGUCAACAAAAGGCUGUUCGCAUCAUUGAAAGCGUUUUUAAUGAUUACAAAGGCUCGGAGAUUAAUCGAUUUGUGCUACUUCUCAAUCACAUCGGAGUGGAAGAUAAGAUACUCUCAUGGAUCAAUACAUGUCUUGGUAAAAACAUUCAAGAACUUGUGUUGGAUUUCUCUAAAUCAAAAAAAGUUGCCAACAUCCCGGUCGAUUUCUCGGCCAUCGAGACGCUAACAGUUUUGAAGCUAGGAUGGUGUAGCUUCAAAAUACCAGAUAAUUCUCUAAAGGGUUUGAAGUUAUUGAAGACACUUGCGCUAACUAAGAUUAAUGAACUGAAUAAAGACAUGAUAGAUGCAAUAUUCAGCAACUGCAUCCACCUUGAGACCCUUGAGCUUAUCAACUGUCUAAUGUAUGGGAUAUUGAGCAUCAACGCCCGAAAUCAUAAGAAGUUUAAGUCGCUAGUCGUGUCUACUAUGCCAAAUCUUUUUGAAAUUAUUGUGGAUGCACCUACUCUCGAAUGCUACAAGUAUGAUGGAUAUUGCAAUAAGAUGGUUUACUUUUCAAGAGUGCACGCACUUAAAGAGGCAAAACUCUAUUAUAAUCGAAGUUUUACUUGGCGUUAUUCUGAUCCAUCUGACAUGGUGCUUGCUAAUAUGAGGGCCUAUAUAAGAGUUCGUGUUCUCGCAACGACCAACAUCUUUCUUGAGGCUUUGACGUGUAGAUACAAUGGAGGAGCAAUUAGAAGACAGAUUUUCUGCUUCUGGAGCUUACAAGAAUUUCAGAUUUCUUUUAAAGCUCCAACAGUUUGCAAUCUUUUUGACAUUGCUCAAUUCCUCGAACAGUGCCCUAACCUCAAAAAGGUUUUGAUCGAUAUAAAUGAUUACACAUUUGAACCUGGAGUUUUUUGGGAGGUUCAUCAUCAGCAACAUAUUCGGAUUCACAACUACUGUUUGAACAGUAUCAAGUUUGUCGAGAUCAUGGGCUAUAAAAAUCACUCGCAUGAGCUUGAUAUAAUGGAGUUCUUUGUCCGGUACGCAAAAUCUCUAGAGAAGUUAACGUUGACGAAGCCUAGAAACCCAAAGAUCAAGCUAUUCGAACCUGAUAAUGCAAGGAUCAAUUACAUAAAAAGCAUGUCUCAAAAGAAUGAUCUCAUUGAAUUUAUCUAA
Messenger RNA from Eutrema salsugineum, 1347 nucleotides. Its product is annotated as FBD-associated F-box protein At1g61320. Bases 1 to 1347 code for a protein of 448 amino acids. The transcript is spliced from 3 exons. NCBI's taxonomy places the organism in Eukaryota, Viridiplantae, Streptophyta, Magnoliopsida, Brassicales, Brassicaceae. The record is from RefSeq and is a predicted model, not a curated record.